CACCCCUCCCCCCCUUUCUGGUGCGUGUCACUCCUUGUCUCGUCACUCUUUGUUGCACUUUGCACUCGCACCACUAGACCUCGCAUCCAACCCAAUGUCCAAGCCCCUCCCCCUCUAGCCAGCGCCUCAUCCCAUCCAAAAAAACCGACCAGCCAUGGCCUCUGCAUCGCGCGUCGAGCCCCCAGACGAGGAGCACGCGUCGGCCCCCCCAGUGCCGUCGUCAUCGGCGGCUGCAACUGCUGCUACUCCUGCUGCUGCUGCUGCUGCCGCGGCACCCGCUGGAACGACGACAGCCCCCGACGCCUCGCCCACGCCGUCGCACCAUGGGCACCUUCCCACGGCGCGGCUCAAGCGCCUCGCCGCCAAGCCGCUCAAGCCGCUCAAGCUCGCCGCGUCGGCGAUCCACUCCGUCUCCCACUCGCGCUCGGCGACGCCGACGCCCCAGGCCUCCUUUGACGACGAGGACAACAUCCCGCGCAACAACAGCUCGGGCUCGACCCUCCUAGACGUGCCCGACACCACCACCAAGUCCCGCCCCCGCCUGGGCAAGCACCGCUCCUCGGCAAGCCAGCAGAUCACCGACCCCGCCCUCCUCGCCCAGGCCACCCGCGGCCCGCGCAAGCCACUCGAAGGCGAGGACCCCGCGGCGUGGCUCCGCGUUCGUGUCAACAGCGCCGAGGGCCUCGUGGUCAAGGACAGAAACGGAUUCAGCGACCCAUUUGUGUCGAUUCUCCUCGCACCGUCGACGAGGUACACCACGCCGGUCGUCAAGCGCUCCCUCAACCCCAUCUUCCCUGCGGCGCAGAGCACGUUCGACUUCCCGAUUUACCUCAGCCUCGCGGGCGUGAUCGGUGGUCGUGGCCUCGAGGGUGUCGUGUGGGACAAGGACCUCAUGAGGAAGGAGUACAUGGGGGAGCUGUUUGUCGGCGUCGACCAGUGGUUCAGCAGCGGCACCCCGCGCCUGUGGUCAGAAGACCUUCCUCUGCAAAGCUACGAGCUCAUCUCAACAAGGAGAAAACAAAAGGUCUCUGGAUCCGUCUCCUUGCAGAUUGGUUUUGUCGAGCCACCAUCGACCAACCCCUCCGAGGCCCUCAACAAGGUCACCAAGGUGUACAACAGAAUCCUGCAAAACACGCUUGGCCGUGGGCAGUUUGGUGUCUUAGGUGUCCCCGCGCACGAGGGCAUUGGCACCGUUAUGAUCAAGCGCGGAGACAGCCAGGGCGAUGAACUGCCGCGGUCCAACUCGGGCCGCGUUGGUCUGAUGACCUCGGCUUUGGUUGCCCCGUCGAUGGAAAGGACGCCAAGCCAGCAGCCGGGAGCCGGUUUCCACGACUUCACAGACGAUGGCCUGUCGAGCUCUGACGACGACUUGUGCGAUGCCGCGGAGGGCGACGAUGAUGGCUUCCUGCGCGACACGCCAUUGUCCUACGACGAUGUGUCGCAUCUGGAUGCCGCUGGCGCCGAGCUUUUGCCCCCUCGCACGUCUAGCCUCGGCGUCAAGGGCCACGACCACGAGCCGCUCUCCCCCCAGCCCACGUAUGAACCCCUCUCACCCAUGCCAGACUACAGCCGCAGAUCAAGCGCACCAGGCUCGGCCCCACCAACGCCUGGCAUCCCCUCUACACCUGGCGCACAGGCUACCAAGAAGAAGAGGCGAAUCUUUGGCCGCGGCAAAUCCAGGAAAGAGUUCAACUUCACCCAGGACAGCGGCCGUGGCGUCCUGGGCAUUGUCGUCAUGGAGAUUCAGAGUGCUAGUGACCUGCCCAAGCUCAAGAACACCCUCCGCACCGGCUGGGACAUGGACCCCUUCGUUGUCAUCUCAUUCGGCAAGAAGGUGUUCCGUACUCGUGUUAUCCGUCACUCGCUCAACCCAACUUGGGACGAGAAGCUCCUCUUCCACGUCCAUGACCACGAGCAGGCAUAUACCGUCCAGAUGGCGGUGCUGGACUGGGACAAGAUCUCGGGCAACGACUUUGUUGGCACCAGUACGCUCCCUCUGAGCGAACUGGCAGCGGACGCACCCAAGCCGGACCCAGUGACCGGUCUCUAUCUCGAGAAUGUGGAUGGCAAGCACGACAUGAAGGAGUUUACGCUCCCCAUCCUCACGUCCACAUCGAUGGCCUGGGAAGCUAGACACUCGCCGUCUCUGACUGUUCGUGCCAAGUUCGAGCCGUACGACGCCCUGCGUCAGCGUUUCUGGCGCCAGUACAUCAAGCAGUACGACACGGACAACACGGGCGCCAUCUCCCACUUUGAGCUCUGCGCCAUGCUCGACUCUCUCGGAUCCACCCUCACGCAUCAGACGAUUGAGUUGUUCUUUACUCGUUUCGGCAAGACACCAGACAAGGACGAGCUUACAUUUGAUGAAGUGGUCCAGUGCAUGGAGCGCGAGGUCCACAAGACUAGCGAUCAGAAGCGCGAGGCCAGCAAUGACGACUCGAACGCAGUGGACCCAGACGAGCUCAACGAGCAGCUUCUGCGUAGCUGGCCCAGAGGAGGCGAGGACAGCACUCUCGUCUCAAGCACCCCUUCGUCAAUCUCGGACAUCCAGGAUCCCCAUAUCCCAUCUCUCAAGGUCGAUCAAAGCGGCGCAUCGUCGCAGGACCAGUCGCUACGCCCAUCGCAUACGGCAUCUCCGCCCGUCCUCUCGGACAACGAGGACGGAGGCGACGGCAGCGGCGCCGAGCUGGAACGCGUCAUCAACAUCAAGGCGUGCCCCUUGUGUCAUCGCUCGCGCCUCGGUAAGCGCAGCGAACGUGACAUCAUCACCCACCUCGCCAUCUGUGCGUCCUCCGACUGGGGCCGCGUCGACCGCAUCAUGACUGGCAACUAUGUGACCUCGAGCCAGGCUCAGCGCAAGCUGGUGACAAAGCUUAUCAACAAGGUCGCUAUCGGCGCGUACUCGCUCGGUGCGAACUCGGCCAAUAUCCUGGUGCAGGACCGGCUCACGGGCCAGUUUCAGGAGGAGAAGAUGGCCGUGUACGUUCGCCUCGGCAUCCGUGUCCUGUACAAGGGUGCCCGUGGCAAGAUGGCCGGUGCUCGUGCCAAGCGGUUGCUCAAGAACAUGUCGAUUAAGCAGGGUAUCAAGUAUGACUCGCCGUCGUCUGUUGCCGACAUCAAGCCGUUCAUUGCCUUCCACAGACUCAAUGUCGAUGAGAUUCGGGACCCGCUCGACUCGUUUAAGACCUUCAAUGAGUUCUUCUACCGCCGACUGAAGCCUGAUGCACGCCCCGUUGACGACCCUGGCAACGACCGCCGGCUGGUCUCGGCUGCCGACUGCCGACUCAUGGUCUUUGACACGGUGUCGGAUGCCAAGCAAAUCUGGAUCAAGGGCCGCGACUUCACUGUCAGCAGGUUGAUUGGCCCCACCUACCAGUCAAUCGUCGACAAUUACAACGGCGGCGCGUUGGCCAUCUUCCGACUUGCUCCGCAGGACUACCACCGAUUCCACUCGCCAGUCCGCGGAAGGAUAGGCAAGAUCACGGACAUUGAUGGCGAGUACUACACGGUCAACCCUCAGGCCAUUCGCACGGCUCUGGACGUGUACGGAGAGAAUGUGCGCAAGAUUGUGCCGAUCAUUAGCGAGGAGUUUGGCACGGUGAUGACCAUCUGGGUCGGUGCGAUGAUGGUCGGCAGCAUUGGCUCGUCUGUCGAAGAGGGACAGCUGGUGGAGCGCGGCGACGAGCUGGGCUGGUUCGCCUUUGGCGGCUCGACGAUUGUCGUCGGGUUCGAACGCGGGCGUGUCAUCUGGGACGAGGAUCUACAGGCGAACGGCAAGGCGGCAAUCGAGACGCUCGUCCGUGUGGGGAUGGGCCUUGGACGGACGGCGCCGACGCCAUUGUCGAGCCGUGAGAACAGCACGGCGACAUUGUGAAGAGGAUGGGG
Molecule: messenger RNA, 3885 nt
Organism: Vanrija pseudolonga
Lineage: Eukaryota; Fungi; Basidiomycota; Tremellomycetes; Trichosporonales; Trichosporonaceae
Gene: psd3
Product: Phosphatidylserine decarboxylase proenzyme 3
Exons: 8
Coding region: 155-3874 (1239 amino acids)
Biological process (GO): phospholipid biosynthetic process
Molecular function (GO): phosphatidylserine decarboxylase activity; calcium ion binding
Source: RefSeq, a predicted model, not a curated record